CGCUGGCUGCUGCUUUUCUGCUCCUGGAAGCGGCCGAGGGGGAAGCGGCGAGUCAACAUGGAGCUCUCGGCGGUGGGGGAGCGGGUGUUCGCGGCCGAAGCCCUGCUGAAGCGGCGCAUCCGGAAAGGCCGCAUGGAAUACCUCGUGAAGUGGAAGGGCUGGUCGCAGAAAUACAGCACCUGGGAGCCAGAAGAAAACAUCCUCGAUGCCCGGCUGCUCGCAGCCUUUGAGGAAAGGGAACGAGAGAUGGAACUCUAUGGCCCCAAAAAACGAGGACCCAAACCUAAAACCUUCCUUCUCAAGGUAGAGUGGCAGUGUCCAAUGGCCGACAGCGAUAUUGUCCAGUCACUUCAUGCAAAGCGGACCCUGAGGGCCCAGGCCAAGGCAAAAGCCAAAACCUACGAGUUCAGAAGUGACUCUGCACGGGGAAUCAGGAUCCCCUACCCAGGUCGCUCCCCGCAGGACUUGGCAUCCGCUUCCCGGGGCCGAGAGGGCCUUCGGAACAUGGGUCUGUCUCCUCCAGGGAGCAGCAGCAGCACCAGCAGCACCUGCCGCGCAGAACCCCCAAGGGACCGGGACCGGGAUCGUGACAGAGAGCGAGAGAGGGAACGGGAGCGAGAGCGAGAGCGGGAGCGGGAGCGGGAACGGAGCGCCAGCCGCAUGGAUGACAAACCCAGCUCUCCAGGGGACAGCUCUAAGAAACGAGGCCCCAAACCCCGCAAGGAGCUUCUAGACUCUUCGCAGAGGCCCUUGGGAGAGUCCAGUGAUGGCCUCGGAGAAUACCUGAAGGGCAGGAAGCUGGAUGACAUGCCUUCCGGGACCGGGAAGUUCCCAGCUGGCCACAGUGUGAUCCAGCUGGCUAGAAGGCAGGACUCGGACCUGCUGCAAUGUGGUCUGACCAGCCCUGGCGCAGCGGAGGCAGUGGGCAAGUUGGCUGUGGACACCUUCCCAGCCAGGGUCAUAAAGCACAGGGCUGCCUUUCUGGAGGCCAAAGGCCAGGGCGCCCUUGAUCCUGGUGGGCCACGGGUUCGGCAUGGGUCAGGCACCCCAGGCUCGGUGGGGAGCUUGUAUCGGGACAUGGGGGCUCAGGGGGGAAGGCCCUCCCUCAUCGCCAGAAUCCCAGUGGCCAGAAUCUUGGGGGACCCAGAGGAAGAGUCCUGGAGCCCCUCCCUGACUAACCUGGAGAAGGUGGUGGUCACCGACGUGACCUCAAACUUUCUGACCGUCACCAUUAAGGAAAGUAGCACGGACCAAGGCUUCUUUAAAGAGAAAAGAUGAACUGCCGGUGGGGGUCAGGGCGAGAGCAGGCGAGAGUGAGUGCAAACUUGCCGAGUGCUUUUAUUUUAUUUUUUUUUUUAUUUCUGGCUGGGAUGUGGCCGUUGCCUGGUCCUGUCCCUGAUUUCACACCCCUCUGCCCCUUUCCGCCCUCCUUCCUCCCUCUCAGUUUCGGUUGGAAAAUUAUCUCUAGAGUUAUAUUUUCUAUUAGAUGUAAAUAUGUUAUUUAAGAAAAAUAUCUAAAUAUAUAUAUAUUUCAGCUC
Messenger RNA from Dipodomys ordii (Ord's kangaroo rat), 1538 nucleotides. RefSeq names its product chromobox protein homolog 8. NCBI's taxonomy places the organism in Eukaryota, Metazoa, Chordata, Mammalia, Rodentia, Heteromyidae. The transcript has 5 exons. The record is from RefSeq and is a predicted model, not a curated record. Bases 58 to 1278 code for a protein of 406 amino acids.